Lathyrus oleraceus (garden pea) is the source of this 2083-nucleotide messenger RNA. RefSeq names its product succinate-semialdehyde dehydrogenase, mitochondrial. The record is from RefSeq and is a predicted model, not a curated record. The transcript is spliced from 20 exons. NCBI's taxonomy places the organism in Eukaryota, Viridiplantae, Streptophyta, Magnoliopsida, Fabales, Fabaceae. Bases 203 to 1822 code for a protein of 539 amino acids. Gene Ontology annotation, biological process: GABA catabolic process. Gene Ontology annotation, molecular function: succinate-semialdehyde dehydrogenase (NAD+) activity.
CUCUUUGCGUCUGAAAUAUUGUUUCAGACUUGAAAAUUUAUACAUGUGUGAAUUUCGUGUUUUCUUUCUGUGAUCGUUAACGUUAUGGCUUAUCUAGGUCACUAUCAAUCGCAUCUAUCUGCAAUUUUUCACAUUAUUCUAUUAGAUUAGGAUUGAGAACUAAUUUGAUGUGAAAGUUUGAUAUUCAUUCAUCUGAUUUGAUAUGUAUGUUCAUGAUUUUGUGCAACUUCAAGGAUUGCAUAAUGCCAAUUGGUUUCAUUUGUUCAUUAUUUUCCUCAAUAAUAAGGAUUGCUACCUAACUACAACGCUGGGACACAAGUGCUAUAUCAAAGGAAUGAGCGUAGAUGCUCGGAGUAUUGCUUCCCAGCUUAACAGUUCUGGGCUGUUGAGAACACAGGGCCUCAUUGGAGGGAAAUGGAGGGACGCUUAUGAUGGGAAAACCAUAAAGGUAUAUAAUCCAGCAAGUGGUGAAUCUAUAGCAGAUGUAGCAUGCAUGGGUGGAAGGGAAACAAAUGAUGCAAUUUCCUCUGCUGUUGAGGCUUUUAAAUCAUGGAGUAAAAUCACUGCUGCUGAGCGAAGCAAAUAUCUGAGAAAAUGGUAUGAUUUACUUAUGGCACAUCAAGAAAAGUUAGCACAACUUAUUACCUUGGAGCAAGGAAAGCCUCUUAAAGAGUCUAUGGGUGAGAUAAGUUACGGUGCUGCCUUUAUUGAGUUUGCAUCAGAGGAGGCAAAGCGUAUAUAUGGGGAUAUAAUUCCUGCACCUGCAUCGGAUCGGCGGUUAUUUGUUUUAAAGCAGCCUGUAGGGGUUGUUGGUGCAAUUUCACCAUGGAACUUUCCCCUUGCUAUGAUUACCCGAAAGGUUGGUCCAGCCCUUGCAUGUGGGUGUACAGUGGUCAUAAAGCCCUCUGAACUUACGCCUCUGACUGCUUUAGCGGCAGCAGAACUUUCUAUUCAAGCUGGAAUACCUGCGGGUGUUGUGAAUGUGGUUAUGGGAAAUGCUCCUGAUAUUGGAGACGCCUUGCUAGCAAGUCAACAGGUUAGGAAGAUUACAUUCACUGGCUCAACGGCUGUUGGAAAGAAAUUGAUGGCAGGUUCUGCCGAGACGGUUAAAAAAGUAUCUCUGGAACUUGGUGGCAAUGCGCCUUGCAUAGUUUUUGAUGAUGCUGACCUGGAUGUUGCAGUGAAAGGAACACUUGCAGCAAAGUUCCGUAAUAGCGGACAAACAUGUGUUUGUGCAAAUAGAAUUCUUGUGCAAGAAGGUAUAUAUGACAAGUUUGCAAAUGCAUUGCUUGAUGCUGUUCAGAGUAUGAAAGUUGGAGAUGGUUUUAGUGAAGGCGUGGUUCAGGGCCCUCUGAUAAAUGAAGCUGCUGUCAAAAAGGUUGACUCCUUGAUUCAUGAUGCUACAUCAAAGGGGGCAAAAAUUAUUCUUGGGGGUAAAAGGCAUAGCCUUGGAUCAACUUUUUAUGAACCAACAAUCAUCAGUGAUGUCAACAAUGAGAUGCGUAUAUCAAGAGAGGAAGCAUUUGGACCUGUUGCACCCCUUUUGAGAUUCAAAACUGAGGAGGAUGCCAUCAAAAUUGCUAACGACACUAAUGCAGGCUUGGGUUCAUACGUAUUUACAAACAGUAUCCAACGAUCAUGGCGUGUGGCUGAAGCUCUUGAGUAUGGACUUGUAGGUAUUAAUGAAGGAGUAAUUUCAACAGAGGUGGCUCCAUUUGGUGGAGUUAAACAAUCUGGUCUCGGAAGAGAAGGUUCCAAAUAUGGGAUGGAUGAAUAUUUGGAGAUCAAGUAUGUCUGCUUGGGAAACAUGAACAAAGAUUGAAGUAUGAGGCGAUGCCUAGGUUUGAGUAUUCAGCUGCUGAUUAAUCUAUUUGGACCUUGGAAUGAGGGGUUGCCUUGUGUUUAUCAAUUGCAUUUUAGUCUUUAAAAUUGAAAAUUCUGGUAUUUAGUUUCUGAAAUUUGCAUACAGACGUGCAGCUAGCAACAUUUUCCCUGUUUCAUGUUCUUGUCUCCAGUUUUUUACAUUCAGUGUAAAUUUUAUCAAGAGGGAUAAGAGUCUAAGAUGAAAUAAUAGAAUAUUUUU